Molecule: messenger RNA, 2036 nt
Organism: Aspergillus eucalypticola CBS 122712
Lineage: Eukaryota; Fungi; Ascomycota; Eurotiomycetes; Eurotiales; Aspergillaceae
Product: Ser/Thr protein phosphatase family
Exons: 1
Coding region: 390-2036 (548 amino acids)
Biological process (GO): nucleotide catabolic process
Cellular component (GO): cytosol
Molecular function (GO): hydrolase activity
Source: RefSeq, a predicted model, not a curated record
UCUGCUUCGUAUUUAGAUAUCCAAUCCACAAUUUCUGCUAUCAUUCUUCUCAAUAUCGUCCCUAAGGGAGCAUGAGCAUGAGCAUGUUCAGCAGCUACUAUAUGCUCUUCUCUACAUUAGUGACCUUUCUUCUAUUCUUUAUAUCCCCCUUCGUUUAUGCUGUACAACCGACUGCGCCCAAGCCCAUCGAGGCUCCAUUGCGUGACCUGAAAUGGGGCCAGCUCAAUUUCCUUCACACCACAGAUACUCAUGGCUGGUUAGCUGGUCAUUUACAAGAGUAUGGCGCUGAAGUCUUCUUCGGAGCCAUUCCCAGGCCUUACUGAUUUCCAAUCCCUUAUAGACCGUCGUACUCCGCUGACUGGGGUGACUAUAUCUCCUUCGCUACCCGCAUGCGCGAGAAGGCAGAGUCUAUGGGUGUCGAUCUACUAGUCAUUGAUACCGGCGAUAGAGUGGAAGGAAACGGACUUUACGACUCUUCAGACCCCAAAGGCAUCUACAUCUCGAAAAUUCUGCGAGAGCAGCAUAUCGACCUGAUGUCAUCGGGCAAUCAUGAGCUGUACAAGGAAUCCACAGCAUCAGCUGAGUUCUUUACCACUGCACUCAAUUUCGCCGGACACUAUCUUGCAUCAAACAUAGACUUCUAUGACCCACGGACAAACUCUUUCAGGCCAUUGGCACCUCGCUUUACGAAGAUCGUCACCAAGCAAUUGGGCAUCCGCAUCGUGGCCUUUGGAUUUCUCUUCGACUUCAAAGGAAAUGCUAACAACACUGUCGUGCGGCCUGUGAGGGAGACAAUAAAGGAGGCAUGGUUUCAGGAAGCUAUCAGGGACCAUGAGGUGGACCUCUUCUUGGUGAUCGGUCAUGCCCCUGUACAUUCGGAGGAGUAUUGGGACAUAUGGCGAGAAAUCAGAUCUCUUCGCUGGAGUACACCCAUCCAAUUCUUUGGCGGCCAUUACCACAUCCGUGACUACGCAAAGUAUGAUCGAAUGUCCUACGGCUUGGCCAGCGGUCGCUUCAUGGAAACGAUCGGUUUUAUGUCCAUUAGUGGCCUCCCGACCCACCGUCAGCCCGGACUGUCCGCCUUAGCGUCCUCCCUGUGGCCAUGGGACCGUUUCCAUUUCAAUCGGAAAUAUAUCGAUAAUAACUUAUUGUCAUUCUAUCAUCAUACUGGCCUGAAUGAGACCACGUUCCCCACGGAACAUGGACAGAACGUUUCCCAACUCAUUGAGGAAUCCCGGAGCGCUCUUCAGCUGGAUGAAGUGUACGGGUGUGCUCCUCGCGAUUUGUUCAUGUUUCAAGCGAAAUAUCCAGGUGAGGGUAAUAUUUAUACCUGGCUGGAGACUGAAGUGCUACCCGUAUCCGUGAGAGACGAAUCUCGUGCUGGGACGCCAGCCGUUGUUAUAGUCAACACCGGUGCCAUCCGCUUUGACAUCUUUAAGGGUUCUUUUACGAAGGAUAAUACAUAUAUCGUCUCCCCAUUCACAAGCGGCUUUCGUUAUGUGAAAGAUAUCCCUUACUCCCGAGCCUACCGUCUCGCCGAUGUGCUAAACCGGGGACCGGGAAUCUUGACUGAGGGCGACCAAUUAGACAAUUUGACUUGGCAGCUUGCUCCCCCUGAGCAAUCAGCAUAUACCCGUGGUGUAUUUGGCAGCAGUGGUAGCCAAUCAAGCGCUGGCUUCCUUACCAACCAAGUCCCAUUCCUGAGUAGUGGAGAUGCUGAGCCUGACCUAAUUCCCGGAUACACUACCCAUGAUGAUGGAGGCAAAGAUGGCGAUGACACCAUUCACUCGCCGAUCGACUUCUUCCAGGUGCCGAAUGUUAUCAGGGGAACACCUCGUUGGGGUGCAUCUGAACCCCCGGAAAUAGUAGACCUGGUCUAUAUUGAUUUCAUCGAGUCUAACGUGGCUGCAGUGGCCCCAUACGCUGGUAUUGAUGCAGAUUUUUCUCGCGACAGCGACGUCUAUAUGCCAAAUACAACAUUGACCGGCUUGAUAGAGGACUGGAUAAAAGGAAACUGGCCCUGCGAGCAGGCAUGA